Molecule: messenger RNA, 570 nt
Organism: Staurois parvus
Lineage: Eukaryota; Metazoa; Chordata; Amphibia; Anura; Ranidae
Source: the annotation of a GenBank genome assembly
CAUACACUAUAUUGUCCCAAGUAUUGUCCCCGCCCUCCCAAUCAUGUGAUUCAGGUGUUCCAAUCCCCUCCAUGGACACAGGUGUAUACAAUCAAGCCCCUAGACAUGCAGACUGCUUCUACAAACAUUGGUGAAAGAAUGGGUCGCUCUCAGGAGCUCAGUGACUCCAAGCGUGGUCCCGUGAUAGGUGGCCACCUGGGCAAUAAGUCCAUCCGUGACAUUUCCUGGCUACUAAAUAUUCCACGCUCAACUGUUAGUGGGAUUAUAACAAAGUGGAAGCAACUGGGAACAACAGCCACUCAGCCACCAAGUGGUAGGCCACGUCACAUGACAGGGCGGGGUCAGCGCAUGCUGAAGCGCACAGUGCGCAGAAGUCGCCAACUGUCUGCAGAGUCAAUAGCUAAAGACCUCCAAACUUGGUGUGGCCUUCAGAUGAGCCCAACAACAGUGCGUAGAGAGCUUCAUGGAAUGGGUUUCCAUGGCCGAGCAGCUGCAUCCAAGCCUUCCAUCACCAAGUGCAAUGCAAAGCGUCGGAUGCCGUGGUGUAAAGCACGCCGCCACUGGACUCUA